This is a messenger RNA of Telopea speciosissima, 1483 nucleotides long. Its product is annotated as hydroquinone glucosyltransferase-like. NCBI's taxonomy places the organism in Eukaryota, Viridiplantae, Streptophyta, Magnoliopsida, Proteales, Proteaceae. The transcript is spliced from 3 exons. Gene Ontology annotation, molecular function: UDP-glycosyltransferase activity. The coding region runs from base 36 to 1463 and encodes 475 amino acids. The record is from RefSeq and is a predicted model, not a curated record.
AGGCUCUAAGGCUCUAAGGCUUCAACUCCACCACAAUGGCAGAAACACAACAAGCUUCUCCCCUAAUCACCAUUCUACCGAGUCCAGGACUCGGUCACCUCAUCCCUCUCACCCAGUUCGCCAGGCAACUCGUUGAUUUCCACAACUUCUCUGUCACCUUCAUUAUCUCAACUGAUGGUACUGUCUCUAAAGCUGAAAAAUCUGUCUUAGAUUCUCUCCCCAAAUCCAUAACCUCCAUUGUCCUCCCUCCGGUGAACUUCGAUGACCUUCCCAAAGAUGUUAAGAUCGAAACCCGUCUCUCACUCACCAUGAUCCGUUCUCUCCCUUCUCUUAGGGAAACAUUGAAGGUCUUAACAGCUACUAAUUGUGUUUCUGCCUUGGUUGUUGAUCUCUUUGGCAUCGAAGCCAUGGAUGUUGCUAAAGAAUUCAAUGUUUCUCCUUACAUCUUCUACCCUACCACAGCUAUGUGUUUGUCAUUAUUCCUUCAUUUGCCUAAACUUGAUGAGAUGUUUUCUUGUGAAUAUAGAGACAUGCCUGAACCAGUUCAAUUGCCCGGUUGUGUGCCUCUUUAUGGAGGAGAGUUCUUGGACCCAGCCCAAGAUAGGACUAAUGAGGCCUACAAGGGGCUUCUACACAAUUGCAAGCUCUAUAGAUCAGCUGAGGGUAUCUUGGUUAACACCUUUGUAGCCAUGGAAUCAAGUUCCAUUAAGGCAUUCAAGGAAGGUGUAGACCCAACAAUACCACCGGUCUACCCGAUUGGACCACUCAUUCAGAACAGCUCAAGGGGGUCAGCCGGGGAAUCAGAGUGCUUGAAGUGGUUGGAUGAUCAGCCAAGUGGGUCUGUUCUAUAUGUUUCUUUCGGUACCGGUGGGGCCCUCUCACCGGAACAGUUCAAUGAAUUGGCCUUAGGAUUGGAGCUAAGUGAGCAAAAAUUUUUGUGGGUUGUUAAGAGCCCUACUCUAACAGCAGCAGAUGCCAAUUACUUUACUUCCCAAAACAUUGAUGAUCCUCUUGCAUUCUUGCCCAAAGGUUUCUUGGAGAGGACCAAAGGGCAAGGCAUGAUGGUCUCCAACUGGGCCCCACAGAUUCAAGUGCUGAGUCACGGUUCGACCGGAGGGUUCCUAACCCAUUGCGGUUGGAACUCAACCUUAGAGAGUGUGGCACACGGUGUGCCCUUGAUCGCGUGGCCACUCUACGCCGAACAAAAGAUGAAUGCAAAGAUGCUAGCAGAGGAAGGUAUGAAGAUUGCAUUGAGGCCCAAAGCAGGAGAAGAUGGAAUAAUCGGGCGAGUAGAGAUUGCGACAAUGCUGAGAAGCUUGAUGGAGGGUGAAGAAGGGAAGAAGAUGAGGAAUAGAAUGAGAUUGCUGAAAGAGGCAGCUUCCAUGGUAUUGAGUGAAGAUGGGUCUUCAAGAAAGGCACUAUCAGAAGUUGCAGACAAAUGGAAGGCCAAAGUGAGCAUGUGAAGGGGAAAUGCUUGAAGCAU